AUGGUUGGCGUGGUUGGCGUGGUUAGCGUGGUUAGCAUGGUUGGCGUGGUUGGCGUGGUUAGCGUGGUUGGCAUGGUUGGCGUGGUUGGCGUGGUUGGCAUGGUUGGCGUGGUGGGCGUGGUUGGCAUGGUUGGCGUGGUUGCCGUGGUUGGCAUGGUUGGCAUGGUUGGCGUGGUUGGCGUGGUUAGCGUGGUUGGCGUGGUUGGCGUGGUUGGCAUGGUUGGCGUGGUGGGCGUGGUUGGCGUGGUUGGCAUGGUUGGCAUGGUUGGAGUGGUUAGCGUGGUUGGUGAGGUUGGCGUGGUUGGCAUGGUUAGCGUGGUGGGCGUGGUUGGUGAGGUUGGCGUGGUUGGCAUGGUUAGCGUGGUGGGCGUGGUUGGUGAGGUGGGCGUGGUGGGCGUGGUUGGUGAGGUGGGCGUGGUUGGUGAGGUUGGCGUGGUGGGCGUGGUUGGCAUGGUUAGCGUGGUGGGCGUGGUUGGCGUGGUUGGUGUGGUUAGCGUGGUUAGCAUGGUUGGCGUGGUUGGCGUGGUUAGCGUGGUUAGCAUGGUUGGCGUGGUUGGCGUGGUUAGCGUGGUUGGCAUGGUUGGCGUGGUUGGCGUGGUCAGCGUGGUUGGCGUGGUCAGCGCGUGUUUGGCGUGCGUGGUCAGUGUUGUUAGCGUGGUUGGUGUGGUUAGCGUGGUUAGCAUGGUUGGCGUGGUUGGCGUGGUUAGCGUGGUUAGCAUGGUUGGCGUGGUUAGCGUGGUUGGCAUGGUUGGCGUGGUUGGCAUGGUUGGCGUGGUGGGCGUGGUUGCAUGGUUGGCGUGCUCAGCGUGUUGGGCAUGGUUGGCGUGGUCAGCGUGGUUGGCGUGGUCAGCGUGUUUGGCGUGGUCAGCUCAGCGUGUUGGCAUGGUGGCGUGGUCAGCGUUUGGCGUGGUCAGCGCGUGUUGGCUGGUUGGCGUGGUCAGCGUGUUUGGCGUGGUCAGCUCAGCGUGUUGGGCAUGGUUGGCGUUGGUUGGUGUGGUUGGAGUGGUUGAUGUGGUUAGCGUGGUCAGUGUUGUUAGCGUGGUUGGCGUGGUUAGCGUGGUUAGCAUGGUUGGCGUGGUUGGCGUGGUUAGCGUGGUUAGCAUGGUUGGCGUGGUUGGCGUGGUUAGCGUGGUUGGCAUGGUUGGCAUGUGUGUUUGGCGUGGUGAGCUCAGCGUGUUGGGCAUGGUUGGCGUGGUUGGCGUGGUCAGCGUGGUUGGCGUGGUCAGCGUGGUUGGCGUGGUCAGCGUGUUUGGCGUGGUCAGCUCAGCGUGUUGGGCCUGGUUGGCGCUGGUUGGUGUGGUUGGAGUGGUUGAUGUGGUUAGCGUGGUCAGUGUUGUUAGCGUGGUUGGUGUGGUUAGCGUGGUUAGCAUGGUUGGCGUGGUUGGCGUGGUUAGCGUGGUUAGCAUGGUUGGCGUGGUUGGCGUGGUUAGCGUGGUUAGCAUGGUUGGCGUGGUUGGCGUGGUUAGCGUGGUUGGCGUGGUUGGCGUGCUCAGCGUGUUGGGCAUGGUUGGCGUGGUCAGGGUGUUUGGCGUGGUCAGCUCAGCGUGUUGGGCAUGGUUGGCGUUGGUUGGUGUGGUUGGAGUGGUUGAUGUGGUUAGCGUGGUCAGUGUUGUUAGCGUGGUUGGUGUGGUUAGCGUGGUUAGCAUGGUUGGCGUGGUUGGCGUGGUUAGCGUGGUUAGCAUGGUUGGCGUGGUUGGCGUGGUUAGCGUGGUUGGCAUGGUUGGCGUGGUUGGCGUGGUUGGCAUGGUUGGCGUGGUGGGCGUGGUUGGCAUGGUUGGCGUGGUUGGCGUGGUUGGCAUGGUUGGCAUGGUUGGCGUGGUUGGCGUGGUUAGCGUGGUUGGCGUGGUUGGCGUGGUUGGCAUGGUUGGCGUGGUGGGCGUGGUUGGCGUGGUUGGCAUGGUUGGCAUGGUUGGAGUGGUUAGCGUGGUUGGCGUGGUUGGCGUGGUUGGCAUGGUUGGCGUGGUGGGCGUGGUUGGCGUGGUUGGCAUGGUUGGCAUGGUUGGAGUGGUUAGCGUGGUUGGUGAGGUUGGCGUGGUUGGCAUGGUUAGCGUGGUGGGCGUGGUUGGUGAGGUUGGCGUGGUUGGUGAGAUGACUGCACAGAGGCUGGCACAGAGGCUGGCACAGAGGCUGGCACAGAGGCUGGCACAGAGGCUGGCACAGAGGCUGGCACAGAGGCUGGCACAGAGGCUGGCACAGAGGCUGGCACAGAGGCUGGCACAGGGCGAGACAAACGCAAUUAAGAGAAACGGCGGCUCCGGGACAGGCCGACGAGUGGAUGUUGUGGAGCCCGCGGCACCAGGAGAAAACGAGGAGGAAAGAUGUGACAGCGCCGUGGAAGCCGACGGAGAAACGCACUCAGACAUUACUCUGGACGAGGAGCCGGCGCCGUAA
Messenger RNA from Knipowitschia caucasica, 2391 nucleotides. The record is from the annotation of a GenBank genome assembly. NCBI's taxonomy places the organism in Eukaryota, Metazoa, Chordata, Actinopteri, Gobiiformes, Gobiidae.